Molecule: messenger RNA, 1672 nt
Organism: Lolium perenne
Lineage: Eukaryota; Viridiplantae; Streptophyta; Magnoliopsida; Poales; Poaceae
Source: RefSeq, a predicted model, not a curated record
AUGUGCGGCGCGGCAGGUGAGCACGGCACGACAGCGGCGGGCUGCGCACGGUCGGGCGGCAGCGAGCUGCGCCACGACGCGGCGGCGGUGGUUGCGCACGGCCCGGCGGCGGCUCGCGAUAGAGGACGGCGGCCGAAUGGCCCGCCGCAGCAGCCCGCGUCUUCAUCCCCAAAUCCACGCGAGCCGCCGCGCCACCUCGCCGGUGAGUCUGCAUCCCUGCCGGACGUCGACGAUUUGCUGCGGGAGAUCCUGCGCCGUCUUCCCCCGCAGCCGUCCUCCCUACCCCGCGCCUCCGCGGUCUGCACGCGUUGGCUGGGACUCGUCACCGACCCCAAGUUCCACCGCCAGUUCCGCGAUCACCACGGGAAGCCCCCACUUCUCGGCAUAUUCGAGUUGGGCACCACGCGGAUCGUGUUCAAACCCUUACUGAACCCUCCUGAGUGCAUCCCUUCCCAGCGAUUGGACCUUGGACGCUACAGCCAGCGCUGGCAUUACGAUUUGCUCGAUUCCCGCCACGGUCUCGUCCUUGUCAAAGACCUGAACCAGAAUCAGGUUGUUGUGUGCGACCCCAUCACCGGCCACCACCGCUGCUUGGCUGUUCCGUCCGAGUUAAAGAUGGACAACCUCGGAGGGGCGGUGCUCUGUGCUGCUGGUGACCAUGGCCACCCAAACCCCUUCAAGGUGGUCUUGGUGUCCACGGCUACAAGUGAUGAUCAACCCCUCGCCUGUGUUUACUCUUCGGAGACUCGCAUAUGGAGCAAUCCCAUGUCAGCAGAGGCUCCAGGUCAGUUUAGUGAUACCGGUGUUCCUCCGACACUUAUCGGUAGCGCAGUCUACUGGUUAUCCGUGAGUGAUCUCAUGCUUAAAUUUGAUUUGGAUAAGCACAUCCUAGCUGCGAUUAGUGUGCCUCCCGUUACAGAUGGUACCUACUAUCGAAACCGUCGGAUCAUCCAGGCUGAGGAUGGCACUAUUGUCUACGCCAUAUUGUCUUAUCCUAGCUUCCAAAUGUGGCAGGGGAACGUCAAUGGUCAUGGUGUUGCCACAUGGCUGCUUCCGAAGACCAUUGACAUGCAUACAUUUCUAGGACUCCCUUCUCAGAUUAGUGAAGUGUUGGGAUGGCUGCUCGGGUAUGAUGAGGAUACUGAUGAAAUAUUUGUGUAUGUGAGACCCAAUGUCUAUGGGGUUCAACUUAAGUUGAUGCAGUCCAGGAAACUUCAUGAAACCAGUUGUGUCAAUCCCUACUAUCCUUUCAAGAGUUUCUAUACACCAGCGAUUUACGAAGGUGAUGAAGCUGACAUGUUGCACCAUCCAUAGGAUGGCUAUCUCUGGUUUGAUGUGCUAAUGUGCUGAAAUGGUUCUGAGAACAGAUCAUGUUGCUGAGACUGAACAGAGACGUGGAUGUGCGUCUACUAGUUAGCUAUCUUUGUCCCCUCCAGUUUUCGCCUACUGUAUGUGAUAUUCUCUUCAAGUGAUGCUGGGCAUUCCUUUUGAUUUGAUGAUGUACACUAGUGUGCCCGUGCAGCCAAUCAGUUCGCUUUAGUAGCCCCAGUAAGAUAGAUAGUGACUAUUGUUUGGUACACUGAAUGAAUUCUGAUGAUGAGCCUUGUUUCUUCAGUCGGGCAAUAAGAGUACGCAGUGGUACUAGUGAUACAAUCUGGGAUUAUGACCUCAA